This is a messenger RNA of Somion occarium, 1801 nucleotides long. The record is from the annotation of a GenBank genome assembly. NCBI's taxonomy places the organism in Eukaryota, Fungi, Basidiomycota, Agaricomycetes, Polyporales, Cerrenaceae.
ACUAAGGAUCAGAACGACUGCAAGUUCUCCUGCUCCACGAACGCUCCAAGUCUGCCCGUGACCAGCUCGGACAACUGCGAUUAGCCUUCGGAAGUAAGGUGGUUAUUUUCAAAAAGAUGGUGUAGCUAUCAUUUCACAAAUGGCUGUGAGUGAAAGAAAUGAUAGGACUGGCAUUCAUUUCAUAUUCGAAGAAUUUCUAACGGACUCACACCUAGCACAACCUCCAGCACCAUGGAGCCGCUGUCGAAUUCCGCCGAUGCGCCUCAUCUCCCUGCACAGGCAAGCCAUUACUCAUCACGUACCAAUCAAUCAGGACAAUAGACCAUCAUUCCCUGACAAUACCACCUUCAGGGUCCGUACGUUUCGAGGUGGCCUAUUAAAAUGCCGGAUCUUGCUGCUACUAUAAAGCUAAAGAUCUAAAACCCCACCAAAGUUCGACUCAGCUCUUAGAAUUCUCUCGACGUGCAAGGGAGAUACGCGUCUCCGAAGUAAAAACAAUAAUUUCAAGAGCAUGCCUCCCCGCAACAAACCUCAGCCUCAGGGACGAAAUGCUGGCCAACCAGAAGUCCAACGUCCCGUUAUCCCUGAUCCGCCGCCGUGCACAGCACCAUCUCCGAAUUUGACAACGUUCUAUCACCUUCUGUUCACUCAAACUCCUCGCGUGGCUUCUACAUAUGACGUGAGUGCCUUGAAGGGCACAGGGACGCCGGCUGGAUACGAUAUUAACGAGGUCAAAAAAAACCUCGAUAAAGCAUCACCUACGCCGCUCUAUCGUUGUCGAGGGCUAGGCUUGAUUUUUGCCCCCGACCUCCUUGCGGAUCUGAUCGAGACAGCAGAGGAGCACUUGCGAGGAAUCCCUGUCGAAUGGGACAACCCAGCUCACCGUUCGUUGAUAGCACAUAUUCAUCCGUACAUCACUACAGCGAAACUGCCUCCUACAAUCUAUAGCGAAAAGGAUAGCGAGAGAUGGGUCAUGGAUGGGCUGCUGCAGCCUGCGCUCCUGGUGCUUCGCCAUGAGCAAGGUCAACAGCUGUGCCCACCCAGUACCUUGCCUGCGGAGACUCAGAGACCCCAUCUAUCUUCAGCUCCGAACCGGGGUGCGUUUCCCAUCCCCGAUGCGCUUCUCGUCAAGCGAGGAUGUAAACCUGCAGAGGAAGGUUUCUCUAUGCCUUUGACCGUUGAGGUCAAAGUGCAUACGGUGUGCGCAUAUGGCGAAGAUGACAUCUUCAGCUCACUUCAGAAGGAACACUCCACAUAUCGGCCAGGCGCACUGAUGUGGUUCAACUGGCCUCGCACGGCAGACCAUGUUACUAAAGUUACAGAUCGGAUCAUCGUUCAAGUGAUUUCGCAAAUGCAUGCCUACAAGAACAACAUGUGCAUUCUCUCGUGGUAUAAAGGCACGAUAUUCUUCUUGCGACGAGGUACACGAUACUAUUUGUCACCGACCUAUAACAAUGAGACUGCCGUCCUAAUCGCCAUCUAUGCAUGGUUUGCGAAGGCACUAGAGUUGGAAUGGAUUAAGGACGUGAACUUCAAUCAUCCUCUAGAAGAGCAUAUGGACCACUGGGACAAGAAACGCAUGCAAAACGUAGAAGAGGCCGGUCUUUGUAUUCCAACCCUUUUCGGUGACCCAGCGAUCCGAUGAAUGGCAGGGAACGAAGUGUAAGGAGGAAGGAUGUGUACAAUAUCAACAAGCUGGUUCAAAUGUUUCGAUGCUAUGCCAAUUCUUUUUUUAUGCCCCUCGUGUUCAUAAAUCUUCAUUACUAUGUCCUAGUUGUAACAUUAUUUAUGUCGUAUACAG